Messenger RNA from Exserohilum turcica Et28A, 2520 nucleotides. Its product is annotated as glycoside hydrolase family 67 protein. The coding region runs from base 1 to 2520 and encodes 839 amino acids. Gene Ontology annotation, cellular component: extracellular region. Gene Ontology annotation, biological process: xylan catabolic process. The transcript has a single exon. The record is from RefSeq and is a predicted model, not a curated record. Gene Ontology annotation, molecular function: alpha-glucuronidase activity. NCBI's taxonomy places the organism in Eukaryota, Fungi, Ascomycota, Dothideomycetes, Pleosporales, Pleosporaceae.
AUGCCGACCAUGCGGCUGUCGUUCUUCACCGUUUUCCUUUGUGCUGUUGGCGGGGCCAUUGCCGAAGAUGGCUCCCAGGGUUGGCUACGCUAUGCCCGCAUUCCCGAUGGGCCAUGUGCACAGUCGGUUCCGCCGACAAUUAUCGCACUGAACAGCACAAAAACCAGCCCCGUCUAUACGGCUGGCCAGGAGCUCCAGAAGGGCGUGAGUGGUAUUUUUGGCAAGCAGCUCAAAGUGAGCAGUACUGCGGGCCGUAGCCGCUCGGCCAUCAUCGUGGGGACGGCAGACGCUUACAAAAAGGCCUAUGGCGGUUUUCGUGAAGACCGAAAUCUGGAGGCGGAUGGGUUUUACCUCGAGACAAGCAGAGACAAGGUCGUUAUUGUCGGGCAAAACGAGCGCGGUGCUUUGUACGGCGCCUUUGAGUACCUCUCCCAGCUUGCGCAAAACGAUGUCAAGUACGGGUCAAAGAUUCACAACCCUCAAGUGCCAAUCCGAUGGACCAACGAAUGGGACAACAUGGAUGGCAGCAUCGAGCGAGGCUAUGCGGGUCCAUCGCUCUUCUUCAAGAACGGCUUCGUCGUCGAAAACACCACUCGUAUUGCCGAGUACGCCCGGCUGCUGGCGUCGAUCGGCAUCAACGGCGCCAUCAUCAACAACGUCAAUGCCAAUGCGACCUUGCUCAACGACCGCAACGUCGAGGGCAUGGGCAGGAUCGCGGAUGCAAUGAGGCCGUACGGAGUACAGAUUGGCAUUUCGCUCAACUUUGCAUCCCCAAAUGCUACUCUGGGGACGUUUGACCCGUUGGAUCCCAGGGUCGAUGCGUGGUGGGCCAACAUCACCAACUACAUCUACUCCAAGGUUCCGGACAUGGCAGGCUACCUGGUAAAGGCCAACAGUGAGGGCCAGCCUGGGCCGUUGACUUACAACCGCACGCUGGCGGAUGGAGCAAACAUGUUUGCCAGAGCGGCGAAGCCUCACGGCGGCGUAGUCAUGUUCCGCGCUUUCGUAUACGACAACCACAUCAAGGAGUCGGAUUGGUAUGCUGACCGCGCGAAUGCACAGCUCGAGUUUUUCCAGCAUCUUGACGGAAAGUUUGAUGACAAUGUUGUCGUACAGAUAAAGUUUGGACCAAUUGACUUUCAGGUCCGCGAACCACCAUCGCCACUGUUUGCAGCGCUUCACCAAACUAGCACAGCCAUUGAGCUCCAGAUUACGCCUGAGUACCUUGGCCAGAACUGCCACUUGGUCUACCUCGCGCCGCAGUGGAAGGAGAUUCUCGAGUUCGACAUGAGGGCCGAGAACCGCCCAUCAAAAGUCAAGGAUAUUGUUACCGGCGAACGGUUCAAGCGACCGCUGGGAGGAUACGCUGGUGUCUCUGGCGUUGGCUCCAAUACGACAUGGCUGGGUAGCCAUCUGGCCAUGUCAAACCUGUAUGCCUUUGGACGGCUAGCCUGGGAUGCGUCGAGCGAGUCGGAGGCCAUUCUCCAGGACUGGGUCCGAUUGACCUUUGGAUUCGACCAAGACGUGCUUGACACCAUUACCGACAUGUCUAUGAAAUCGUGGCCUGCAUACGAAAACUACAGCGGUAACCUCGGGAUCCAGACGCUGACGGAUAUCCUGUACACGCACUAUGGGCCUAACCCAGCCUCGCAGGAUAACAACGGCUGGGGACAGUGGACGCGCGCCGAUGCCUUUAGCAUUGGCAUGGACCGCACAGUGAAGAAUGGCACUAAAAAUGCCGGCCAGUAUCCGCCAGAGGUGGCACGCGUGUGGGAGGACAUUGAGCUCACACCGGAUAAUCUGGUGCUGUGGUUCCACCACGUUCCCUACACGCACCGGCUCAAGUCGGGCAAGACGGUGAUACAGCAUUUCUACGACGCGCAUUAUGAAGGGGCGGAGACGGCCCAAGCUUUUGUGGGCCAGUGGGAGUCGCUAAGAGGUAAGAUUGACGACGAGCGGUUCGAGCAUGUGCUGUUCCGGCAGAUCUACCAAGCCGGGCACGCGCUCGUGUGGCGGGACGCGAUCAACGAGUUCUACUUCAACCUCUCGCAGAUUCCCGACGAGGCCAAGCGCGUGGGCAACCACCCGUACCGCAUCGAGGCCGAGAGCAUGACGCUGCAGAACUACCGGACAUACCGCGUGCGUCCGUUUGAGACGGCGUCGGGGUUCGCAGGCAUCGUGACGACGUCGAACCAGACAACGGGCGUGGCGAGGGCAAAUGUCACUUUUGCGACGGCCAAGUACGACGUGGCUGUCAACUUCUGGGACGUCAUUGGCGGAAGAGCCAGGUACCAGCUGGACAUCGGGAACCGGACAGUGGGUAGGUGGACAGGCGACAUGGAGGACCGGCUGGGCCACGCGCCGUCGGUCUAUCUCGAUGGACACUCGGCGCGACGCAUCACGUUCCGAGACGUCGCGGUGCAGCAAGGCGACGAGGUGCGCGUCACGGGCCAGGCAGACGGCAUCGAGCCGGCGCCGCUUGACUAUGUUUCCUUUUUGCCAUGCGGAAUCGUCGAUUGA